Messenger RNA from Ogataea parapolymorpha DL-1, 1341 nucleotides. Its product is annotated as Protein PBN1. The record is from RefSeq and is a predicted model, not a curated record. The transcript has a single exon. Gene Ontology annotation, molecular function: mannosyltransferase activity. The coding region runs from base 1 to 1341 and encodes 446 amino acids. Gene Ontology annotation, biological process: protein processing; GPI anchor biosynthetic process. Lineage: Eukaryota; Fungi; Ascomycota; Pichiomycetes; Pichiales; Pichiaceae. Gene Ontology annotation, cellular component: glycosylphosphatidylinositol-mannosyltransferase I complex; endoplasmic reticulum membrane.
AUGAAUCACCGCACCACGCUGUUCGUGUACGGCAACGAAAAAGCAGUUUUUGACGCACUGGGGGGCAAAGACAAAAUCGUUGUUCCAGCGUCGAAAGCGUCGCCGCUCGCCAGGGAAGACCGCAUCGAGAUAGACGUCUCCAUGCUGAAACCAGAGUACCGCGACAUUCUGGGCAAGUUGCAGCUGCUCAAUGUCCAGCUGGGCAGAAAACGCAACGAAAAGCCGCAGUUCACGAUAUUUAGCGACCACGAGAGCCAACCGGCAGGGGUGCGUAUCGACGUUGCUCCGCAAACUGCCCGUAACAUGGCCCAGUACGAGAAGAUGUCGCAAUUGGCUGUUGAGAUGGUUCUACAGCUGAUCCGUGUGGACCAGAACGCUACGCCAUAUUUCUUUGAGGAGUGGUACCGGGCGUAUCUGUUUGAAGAGCCAGAUCUGGAGGUAUCUGCCUUGAGAAUAUGGAAUACACUAGUUGGGGGAGCUUUUCCAUUUACUUCGGCGGAACUGCAACAGGCAACAUCUGUGGAGCUUAUUCUUGACGGAGACAAGCUUCGAUUUCUAUUUUACUGGCCCUUGGUUGACCACCGACUGGAGUUUGCCAGAGACAAGCGGGAGAUCGGCGUGUUCUACCUCGACUCUCUGCCGGGCGACUACGACCUGAGCAUCAGCGGAGCGCGUGUUCGCGGCAACUCCAAGUUUGUGCCGACAUCGCUGUAUGUGAACUCGUUCCACACCCAGCUACCUGGCGUUUCUGCUGAACACACCUUUGUAGAGCCGACAGGGCUGCAUCCAAAGUACAAGGUGAGUGUUUCAGGCAAGAAUGAGGCUCCAAAAUCGACGUGUCGACUGAUUUUCGAUCUGGACAUUCCGUCCACGUAUAUCGUCGACAGGUACCAAUUGGCGUGGUUUGAUGACAUUUUCAGGAACGUGUCGGUUUUCGGCCGCAGCGACCUGGAAUUGCCAAGCUACAAAGUUUCGGAAGGGUGUUCGCUGCGUGUGGAGUUAGGUCCCGACGUGCGGGAGUUUGAGAUCCCGCUACAUCUGAGAUACGGCGAGCCAUUGCGCGGUGUGAAACCGACCGGGUUAGGUACGGGAGAUCUCUAUUGGGAUUGUGAGACCGAUCCCGAGACAGACUCCUUAAUCCGAGGCAGCUUCAUGCACGAAAAUCGAAUAUUGGAACGCACACACUGGCAGAUGUUCCACAUUGGCAGCCAGGGCCCAAAUUACCUGGAGGCUUUGCUGCCCGUUGGCGACGUGCGGGAGAGCCGUAUAGUGGAGACCGGCACGCUGGCGUUAGUGUCGGUUUUCGCCGUAUGGCUUGCCAAAUUGUUUUGGCAGAUUUGA